AUCUCUCUCUCUGUCUGGUAUUGGAUCUCAGUCUAUCUGAGAGACUGAAGGGUUGAGGAGGAGGAGGAGGAGGAGAGGGAGAAAGGGAAGAAGGGAUAGGCAGGCGGACGGACGGAGAGGGGUAGAAGAGGGGGAGGGUGAGGGGUGGAGGAGAGGAAAGAGGAGAGACCUGUCUGUGUGGCAAUGGACUGUCUCUGUAUCGUCACCACGAAGAUGAAUGGAUCAGAGGGAGAGGUGGAGUAUGAAGAAAUGACUCUAGAGAGGGGUAACUCUGGUCUAGGAUUCAGUAUAGCAGGUGGAACAGACAACCCCCACGUUGGAGACGACCCGUCUAUCUUCAUCACCAAGAUCAUCCCUGGAGGAGCUGCCGCACAGGACGGAAGACUCAGGGUUAAUGACAGUGUAAUACUAGUAAAUGAUGUCGAUGUUCGUGAGGUGACACACAGCUUGGCUGUGGAAGCUCUAAAGGAGGCGGGGCCAGUUGUCCGUCUCUACGUCCUCCGGAGGAAGCCGCCCAUGGAGACCGUCACACAACUCAAACUCAUCAAAGGACCUAAAGGUUUGGGGUUCAGUAUAGCAGGUGGACUAGGGAACCAGCAUGUACCAGGUGACAACAGUAUCUAUGUGACUAAGAUCAUCGAGGGAGGAGCGGCCUGUAAAGAUGGACACCUACAGAUCGGCGAUAAGAUACUGGCUGUGAACCAGGUGUGUUUAGAAGAUGUGAUGCACGAAGACGCAGUAUCAGCUCUGAAGAACACAGCCGAGGUGGUCUACCUGAGAGUAGCCAAACCUUCACACCUCUACACACCUGACCAGUACAGUCCACCUGACCUCACCUCGUACAUGGACCCAGACAUGGGCCCUAACUACCUAGAUUACCCACAAUCCUCUCUGCCGCCACCCUCGCCACGACGCUACUCACCCAUACCGCACGGCAUGAUGGGAGAAGACGACAUCCCCAGUAGAGAGGCCAGGCGCGUGUGUAUCCACCGAGGGUCGACUGGUCUGGGGUUUAACAUCGUUGGAGGAGAAGACGGAGAGGGAAUCUUCAUCUCCUUCAUCCUGGCUGGAGGACCAGCUGAUCUCUCAGGAGAACUACGCAAGGGAGACCAAAUCAUCAGCGUGAACGGUGUGGAUCUCAGACAUGCGACUCAUGAACAGGCUGCAGCAGCUCUGAAGAAUGCUGGACAGACUGUAACUAUCAUCGCUCAGUACAGACCUGAGGAGUACAGCAGGUUUGAGGCUAAGAUCCACGACCUGAGAGAACAGAUGAUGAACAGUAGCAUGAGCUCUGGGACCCUCCGAGCCAACAGGACCUUCUAUGUCAGGGCCCUGUUUGACUAUGAUAAAACAGCAGACUGCGGGCUGUUGAGCCAGGCUUUGGGCUUUAACUUCGGGGAGGUGCUCCAUGUGACUGACUGUAGUGAUGAAGAGUGGUGGACUGCUAGGAGACUGGGACAACAGGGACAACUGGAGGAACUAGGGUAUAUACCCAGCAAACACAGGGUGGAGAGGAAGGAGUGGUCUCGUAUGAAGAAUAAGGACCGCAGCAGCUUUGUUCAGAGCUAUGAGUCUGUUACACAGAUAGAAGUCCACUAUGUGAGGCCUAUCAUUAUAUUGGGUCCUACUAAAGACAGAGUGAAUGAUGAUCUUCUCUCUGAGUUUCCUGACAAGUUUGGUUCCUGUGUUCCACACACGACGCGGCCCCAGAGGGAGUAUGAGGUGGAUGGGCGGGACUACCACUUUGUGUCGUCAAGGGAACAGAUGGAGAAGGACAUCCAAUCACAUCACUUCAUAGAGGCGGGUCAAUACAACAGUCACCUGUAUGGAACCAGCGUUCAGAGUGUCCGCAUGGUCGCAGAGCAGAUGGGGAAACACUGUAUCCUAGAUGUGUCAGCUAAUGCAGUGAGACGACUACAGGCAGCUCAGCUUCAUCCUAUUGCUGUCUUCAUCAGACCGCGAUCACUGGAAAAUAUACUAGACCUGAAUAAGCGUCUGACAGAGGACCAGGCCAGGAAGGCUCUGGACAGAGCUGUCAAACUGGAACAAGACUUUAUAGAAUGCUUCUCAGCUAUUGUGGAAGGGGAGAGUUUUGAAGAGGUUUAUCACAUGGUGAAGACUGUGAUCGAAGAGCAGAGUGGACCCUAUAUUUGGAUACAAUCUAGAGAAAGACUAUAAAAGAGAGGAGCGGAGAGGAGACCCUGUAUAUGGAUAACAUCUAGGGAAAGACUAUAGAGGAGAGAAGAGAGGAGAGAAGAGAGGAAAGGAGAGAAGAGAUGAAGAGAGGAGAGGAAAGGAGAGGAGAGGAAAGGAGAGUUUUGGAGAGGAGAUGAGAGAGGAGAGGAGAUGAGAGAGGAGAGGAAAGGAGAGGAGAG
Molecule: messenger RNA, 2375 nt
Organism: Salmo salar (Atlantic salmon)
Lineage: Eukaryota; Metazoa; Chordata; Actinopteri; Salmoniformes; Salmonidae
Source: RefSeq, a predicted model, not a curated record